Messenger RNA from Rana temporaria (common frog), 4308 nucleotides. RefSeq names its product CD151 molecule (Raph blood group) (gene CD151). The record is from RefSeq and is a predicted model, not a curated record. Bases 161 to 922 code for a protein of 253 amino acids. The transcript has 8 exons. Gene Ontology annotation, cellular component: membrane. NCBI's taxonomy places the organism in Eukaryota, Metazoa, Chordata, Amphibia, Anura, Ranidae.
GGCAGAGGCGGGGCGGGGUGUGGCUGAGUGAAGACUUUCUCCAGCUCCGGGCUCGUCUGUCUAUCACUGUCCGGGAUUCUUCUCCUCCUUCACCGUCCGAUAUACAGCCAGUCACCCGGCCCGGAGGAUCAGGAGCGGCCCUGUGCGGAGAAUCGCUACCAUGGGAGAAUACAAUGAGAAGAAAGAGACUUGUGGAACAAUAUGUCUGAAGUACCUUCUCAUCACCUUCAACUUCUUUUUCUGGCUGGCAGGACUGGCUGUAAUGGCUGUAGGGAUUUGGACUCUGGUCCAGAAAAGUGACUACAUCAGCCUGCUACCCUCAAGCACCUAUGCUGCCACAGCGUACAUCCUGGUCGUUGCAGGCGCCAUUGUAAUGGUUACUGGUAUCCUUGGCUGCUGUGCAACGUUUAAGGAGAGGAAGAGCCUGCUGAAAGUUUAUUUCAUCCUGCUGAUGUGUAUAUUUAUCCUGGAGAUUUUGGCAGGAAUCCUGGCCUAUAUAUACUACCAACAGAUCAAUGAUGAACUGAAGCAAAGCCUAAAGGAAACCAUGACUCAGAAGUACAAGCAGCCAGGAGAGGAAAAAGUGACUAAUGCUGUAGACAGACUACAGCAAGAGUUUAAGUGCUGUGGAAGUAAUAAUUCCCAGGACUGGAAGGAGAGUGUUUGGAUUAAGUCUCCUGAGGCUGAGAGGCGCUUGGUUCCAGACAGCUGCUGCAAGACGGUCACUCCUAAUUGUGGAGUACGAGACCAUCCUUCAAAUAUCUACAGAGUGGAGGGUGGCUGCAUCACCAAACUGGAAUCCUUCAUGAGAUCUCACCUGCUUAUUAUUGGUGCAGUGGGUUUAGGGAUUGCCUCUGUACAGCUAUUUGGAAUGAUUUUCACCUGCUGUCUGUACAAGAGUUUAAAGUCCGAGCCGUACUAAGAUGGUAUUGAACUCGCCCAUUGCACUUCCUCUACUUACAAAACAUCUGCUGCCUUAAUAAGUUCCUUGGAAACCUAGAAUGAGUUCAAGACACUUUAUGGACGUGACACAAUCUGCUUUCAACAUCUAAAUAUAUAGGAGCUUCUCCGUGUCAUCACAAUAGCAUGACAUUCUUUUCCUACUUUGAUUUCAUCUGUUUUUGUGCCAGGCGAUGAAGUACAUCCACUGCGCUCCAGGAUAUUUACGUGUUACCAGCUUCUUGGUCUCGACUACAUUUUGUGUAUGAAGAACAGCCAACUGGCACCCUAAUAAUUCCUCCAAGUCCUGCAAUUAGAACUUGUGCUUUUACCGUGUUCGGACUGUUCUGACACCGCUUACAUUUUAUUCCUAUAAACGGCCUUUGCUUUUUAAACCAAAUGGCUCUGCGAUGGAGAACCAGUGUUUGUGGAUUUUGGUAUUAUUCGGACAUGCAUAUGCGGUUAUGAAACAUGCAGUACUAAUGAUAUAUAACAUUAUUUUCUUUGGUGCCAUUAUAGUAAGUUUUUAAAAAAUGUCAUUUCAUGGUGAUUUAAUGACUUGCUAUGGAAAAUGUGUUCCUUUUUUAUAUUGAAGGGAGAAAUGUAUCAAGCAACCAAAUGACAUGUCAUUCCUGACGGUUUGAUUAUUUGCCACAGUAUCCUUGUGCCUUUUUUUUUUUAAUAUGAAUUGAAAACCUACAAUGGAAAACAACCAGAUAAUUGUGUGAUCUGGUUGCUCGUCACCUUAAUGUGUAUGUCAAGGGAAAAACCAAUUCAGAACAUCUUUGGAAUACAUGCACAUUCCAUCCCUUUUUAAACACUUGCAAGUACAGAAUAAUAACUGAUGGUGUGCUGUCACUUUCCUCCUUGACAUGACAACACAGCUCUAUAUUCCCAACCAUGUGGUGUCAGACCGGCCUACUUUUCUGAUGAAUUACAAAGAACACCCCCCCCCAUCUCCAUAACCCAUCCUUUUGAACAGGCAGAGAGUUAUCGACUCACAAGGUUUUAAGCAAAAUCAACACUUAUUAAACGGAUAAAACAAAACCCUUUUCAGUGGUAUGUUUAGUAGACCAAAGGGAAAUAAACAGCAGUAGUUCAUUGCUACGGUUAACAUACUCUGUAAUCAUCUGUAUUUUUUUUCAUGAAGGGAACUAGUGUUGUGUGUUUUUUGCAACAUUAAGGCUUCUGUGCAUACAAAAUGUGCUGUAUGAAUGUCAAUUAUUUGCACAGGUGCAGCGAAUCUUCACCGUAAUUUGCUUCUUUUUAUUUUCUAGGUUUCUCAAUGCCAUUUUGUGGCAAUACAUGGUAUUUAUUCUGAAAUACCUCCAUUUAGAAAAUAUACCACUUAAUUUCCACUAGAUAUAUGAUGAUCCUAGGAAAUGUAUUACGCAAAGUACAGUGAAGAUAUGUUGCGCACAGCUAAUUUUGUAUCCGCAGAUUCCUUAUUGUCUAGCAGUACCCAAUGGGCAUUAUCGCAGUGUUUCUUUUUGUUUUUCUUUUUAUAAUAUUAUUUUGUAACUUUUUAAUCAGUCUUUAUGUUUUAUUUCGAAACUGUAUUUUAUUUUAGCAGUAAAGAUGACUGGCAAAUGUUUUCAAACUGAAUACAUAUGAUAUAAUCAGUCGUUUCAGGCUUGGGGUGGAACACAAGGGGUCUGCAUCUGCAGCGUCAUGGGCAUUACUAAUUAGAAAGUCUGGUCUUUGCAGCAAAAUGUCAUUCCCCUCAAUGGUUUUAAACUAAAAUAUUUGCAGUUCUUAUAAGUCUCACAAAUCUCGGAUAUUAAAUUACUGCACACAUUAAUACCCUUUUUUGCAUAAUUCAAUUUAUAGCUUUGAAUGCGCUACAUAGCAUUUAAACAUUGCAAGCAUGGAUUUUUCUAAGCGCAGUUGCUAAUCUUGCUCAGUGAUGGUGCAGGGGUCCUGAGCACCAUUAUUGGUUCCUAGUGAACUGACAUGCUUAUUCUUCUAUAAUUAUUGGUUAAACAUCAAAAGAUGCAGCUGGUCUUCGCUACUCCAUAAAUUAAUGUUUCUGGGAAAAAUGAUUUGGAGAUGCUGAAAUUACAAAAAAAGUCCAAAUGUCACUUUAAAAAAAGCUGUUUUGUGGCAAGAGGAACUGAUAUCUUUGCCAGGUAAUUAAGUCCAUUUGCCCAUAUGCACUGUACACUUUCAUCUGACAUUGCUUUUGGCAAGAGGAGGACAAAGUCUCUAGCGCUGCUGUGUUAACAGAGUAUCAUUAGGACAGGCCUGUCGUUAUUAUAUACAUAUAUAUCAUUUUUUUUUUUUUUACAUGCUUGCUCUCGGUGUAAAUCUAAUGAUAUUUAACCAUCUGCAAAGCGGUUGCAGUGACAUCUUUACUCCGGUGGGUUUAUUUAAUGAGACAAAAAAGCAAUGUGACGCACUCGCAGUGAAAACGGCCUUUUAUUGUUAGGGCCGGCGGCACUGUGAGCGGCUUUGUUAAUGUUUUGAAUUCAUCAUUUUAUCUAUUUUUCUCUGGUUUCCACUUCCGAAAGAAAGAUAUUUAAAUAUUGUGGGCCCUAGGCUAGGACAUAUUUCAAGGACUGUCCUGGCAAAUCUGCUUUGCCUCAGAGGUUCCUGCCAGUCAUCAAUCUUGUGGUCAUCAUUUUUAUUGUUGGCAAAAUGAUGCUCAGGGUGUCUCGUGUCCUGUUAAAGAUAAAAUAUUAAGUCAUGUUUGACAGUGACCCCUCUCCCUGCUACUUCAUUUUACAUGGCUUUAUUUAUAUAUUCAGUGUGGCAUACAGGACUUUGCGAGUUUUUAGAAGUAUGCCCUACAGGUAGGUGAUAGGAAAUAUUUAAUGAACGGUAUGUAUUGCUUAUAGUAGAGAGCUGUGGCGUAUUGAUUGUGUCUAAUACAGCGCUUGUUUAAGGGGACAUGUACCUGUUGCUGGAUUGAAUUUAUUGCUUUGCCUUUUGGAAAUGCCUAUUGCCUGACUAUCACUCUGGCCUGGAAUGGGUAUGCACUAAAGGAGUUAUGAGUUCAGCCUUGCAGCAUGCUUGUUCUUGGUCAUUGAAGCCAGUGACAGCCAAGCAACUUGCAUUUUUAAAAGGUCACCACUGGCAACACGCUCAUGUUUUUUCGAUUACAUGUUUCCUUUAAAAGUACUAUAACAGGCACCAUCCAAUAACUACCUUAUGUCAUUUCAUUGCAAACACUAUAGAAGAUAAACCUGAAUGGUUCUAGUAUGUAGUGCAUACAAACGUAUCGCACCAGUCACAUUUGAUGUUCUGUAGCAUUACUGAUUUCCAGUCACUUGCAUACUGUAUUUUACUGACUUUUAAAGUGACACCAUGUACUGUUUGUGUAUAUUAUAAAUGAGCUUCAUGUGUUUUAUUAUAAAUGAGCUUCUUGUA